AUGGUUUCGUUUUCGUGCGAGGCGUGCGGCGACGUCUUGACCAAGAAGAAGCUCGACCCACAUCGCAGCCGCUGUCACGGCGCUACAUUCACUUGCAUCGAUUGCAUGGUCUACUUCCCAGGCGCCGAGUAUCGCUCGCACACGAGUUGCAUGACCGAAGCCCAGAAAUAUCAGGGCGCUCUCUACCGCGAGAAGAAGGGCAAGGGGCAACAUCCGCCAGCAACCCCAACCCCGCAAGUCGCAAAGAACGACACAAAUCCCAAGAUGGUCCAGCCUGCUUACGUCGAGGACGCCGCGGAUGAGUUCGGCUCAUGGCGCGACUACGAGCAACGCACCGACGAUGACAACCAAUCUAUCGACGACCCUCUGCCCGAAGCACCGACCCCUCCCUCAGCCAACGACGCCGACGCGGAUGUGAACGUUUUUGACUUCCUUGUCGCCAACCCCACACCAACCGCGUCCCAUGUCUCGCUUCCAGCCACGGCGCCUCUUCCCCCGAGUGAAGAGAAGCAACUAGUCCGGUUUGAUCCCGAGGCCAACGGCAUCACCGACACUCCCAAGGAAGCGAUCACUGCCAUGGUCCAGUAUGACAACGACCAGGUACCAAGCCACUUCGAGACGCCCGCACCAAGGUUCCAGCGAAGGAAAGUGAAGGAGACCGAGAAAGAUGCCAAAAAGGACAAGAAGCGGAAAAGGUUGCACAUCGAAACGGACCACAUUAUGACCGAUGCACCGCCCAUGCUACACACUGGGCUGACGGGCGGGAUCAACCGGAUGAUGUCCCGUCCGACCGUCUUCCCGCCCUCGCCGGAUUAUUCUGGGGGAGACGUCGCCGAGACACCGGCUAGCCCUCUCAAAAAGUCCAAGUCGAAGCAUACCCGAUCCAGCAAGCCGGCCGAAUCGUUGGGCAACAGCUUGAUGGCCAUGAUCGCCGCCACUGCCAAGCCUAAUAAGUCUACUUCCACCACCAAGAAGCGCUCCAAGACCAAGUCCACCUCGUCGCCAUCCAAGCCGAAGAAGAAGAAGCGCUCCGGCAGCACCACCACCAAGGCCAUCGAGGCGCCCAAGGAACAAAAACUGAUCGAGUUCCGACCAGCUUCCAAAGACGGCAAGGAUGAGAGUGGUACCAUGGUGGUGUACAAACCCCGCGCCGAACAUUUCCUGAGCUUUGUCAACAAAGGCCCCGAGAGCGAGCGCGGGUGCAGCGUCAACAAGGCGCUGAAGCGGUAUCACCGUGAGAGGGUCGCGGCGGGCGUGCCGGUCAGCAAGUUGAUGGAGGAAAAGGAGCUGUGGCGCUCGCUACGGAUGAGGAAGAAUGAACGUGGGGAGAUUGUGUUGUUCUGCAUUGAUGACGACGAAAAGGAGAAUUCAUGA
Molecule: messenger RNA, 1374 nt
Organism: Dichotomopilus funicola
Lineage: Eukaryota; Fungi; Ascomycota; Sordariomycetes; Sordariales; Chaetomiaceae
Exons: 3
Coding region: 1-1374 (457 amino acids)
Biological process (GO): rRNA processing; negative regulation of transcription by RNA polymerase II
Cellular component (GO): nucleolus
Molecular function (GO): DNA binding
Source: RefSeq, a predicted model, not a curated record